Anguilla rostrata (American eel) is the source of this 3331-nucleotide messenger RNA. RefSeq names its product kringle containing transmembrane protein 1 (gene kremen1). The record is from RefSeq and is a predicted model, not a curated record. The transcript is spliced from 9 exons. Bases 407 to 1780 code for a protein of 457 amino acids. Gene Ontology annotation, biological process: multicellular organism development. NCBI's taxonomy places the organism in Eukaryota, Metazoa, Chordata, Actinopteri, Anguilliformes, Anguillidae. Gene Ontology annotation, cellular component: plasma membrane.
UUUAAAACUGUUUCGACCGAGUGAAAAUAAUGCAGUAGUGCAAGUGAUUCGAACGUGGCUCAAUUGGACCGAUCCGAUGCGCCAAGAGCGCAAACGGACAGGUCUGACCUCACUGUAGCGCUCGCGCUCCAAGCUCAGUUUUGCAGGUUGAAAAGCUGUUGCUCCGAUUUCCUGUCACAUGAUUCGAAAUAGGAUCCUUUGCGUUCUACUAUCUCGUGUGUCUGUGUGGUGCGGAUCUGCCUUGAAGUUCAGACGCCCUUUGGAGGUGGCUUUAACUGGGACCGCCAGAUUUCGACUUGACGUUUCAGAUUCGGGUUUGCAACGUCCAAAACAAGUCACCUGCGAGCCAUCUCUCCGACUGCUCAAAAGAAGACCGCAGUACAGCCGUUCGCCCUGAAGUUGUGCGAUGGAUUCUUUGACAAUUGCUACGCUGCUUGUAGCUGGGGUUCUCUCCGCAACAAGCGCAGCACAACUGGAGACGGAAUGUUACACAGCCAAUGGGAAGGAUUACAGAGGCCGCCAGAACCAGACCUGUCUUCUGGGCGGGAAGCCCUGCCUUUUCUGGAACGAAACCUUCCAGCACCCGUACAACACCCUCAAGUACCCUAAUGGAGAAGGAGGACUGGGCUCCCACAACUACUGCAGGAACCCAGACGGUGACGUUCGGCCUUGGUGCUACAUCACAGACCACGACGACGGCAUCUACUGGAAGUACUGCGACAUUCCCACCUGCCAGAUGCCUGGAAACCUGGGCUGCUUCAAGGACAGCGGCGACCCCCCCACGCUGACCGGGAGCAGCGAGACCUCCAACAAGCUCACCAUCCAGAACUGCAUCAGCUUAUGCCGCCGGCAGAGGUACAAGCUCGCGGGGAUGGAGUCGGGAUACGCCUGUUUCUGCGGCAACGACCCCGACUACCGUCGCCACGGAGAGGCGGCCAGCACCGAGUGCAACCACGUGUGCUUCGGCGACCACACCCAGCCCUGCGGCGGAGACGGGCGCGUCAUCAUCUUCGACACUAGGGUGGGGGCCUGUGGGGGAAACUACACGCAGCCGUCCGCCGUGGUGUACUCCCCGGACUUCCCGGACAACUACGGGACGGGCCGCGUCUGCUACUGGACCAUCCAGGUGCCCGGCGCCUCCGUCAUUCUCUUCAACUUCACCUUCUUCGACAUCGUGGACCAGACGGACAUGGUGGAGCUGCUGGACGGCCACACCAACCAGGUGGUGGCGCGCUUCGACGGCCGGCACCCGCCCCGGGAGACCAUCAACGUCACCGCCGACUUCGUCAUCCUGUACUUCUACUCGGACAGGACCAAUCAGGCGCAGGGAUUCGCAGUCCAUUACCAAGCGCUGAAAGGACCGGGGCGGCGGACGGGCGAGGAAGACAUGAUGGACGAGGAAGAGGAGGAGGAGGACGUCGGCGGCACGGUGGAGCCCCCGUACGAGGGCGUGACGGAGAAGUCCAACGACAGCCGCUCCUCCCAGAUCCUGUACGUCAUCACGUCCAGCCCCGGCAAGCCGGACCACAACAUGCCAGUUUGGACCAUCUACGUCCUAGCCGCUCUCUUGACGCUCACCGUCAUCGCCAUGGUGGCGAAACUGCUCUUGCACAUCACAGUAAAGUCUCCAACCAUACCCUCCAUCAGCGGCUCGGAGGCCUGCGGCCAGAGCCCCGCUUCGGAGCCCUGGAUCAUCUUCUACCGGCCGUCCACCAUAUCCUUCUUCAAGAAGAAGCUAAAGAAUCACCACGGCGACCUCAGCCCCCUGGUGGGCAACUAGGAAGCCACCUCCCCACCAGGCGUCCUCAGCAGGAAGCCAGUUUCCAGGCUGCGCUGGCCCGUUACUUCAAACUUUCUUGGGGUAGAGGGUGAGGGAGAGGGGAGGAGCUAAAACCAAGCUAACACAAACGACUGAACAGCUAACUGCCAUGGGUGGGGGGGGGGGGGUGAGGGAGGUGGUAAGGCCUGGUCUGGACUACGGCUACGACACCAGUCAGGACCGCAACCGCACCCGGCAUAGAGGGGGGGUGGGCAGGGGCGGGGGAGGGCGGAGAAGGCAGUCUGAAGAGGAGACGCCAACGUUUUCGGCUGCCCCCGUUUGCCUUCCCAUCAGUGUGGGUGCCUUAGACUGGCCGGAACUGGGUACCCCACCCCCACCCCCCCGCCCUCCCAAAUGCGCCCCCCCUCCCAAGUGUACCGAUGGAGGUUCUGCUUCAGCUUCCAAGGGGCUUCCCUCUGUUCACUAAUAAAACUAAAACACAAAAAUGCUCGCUUCGUACCGCAGAGGUACGGAAGGCGAGGGACGUGGGCCCGCGGCAUCACGCGUAUGAAACGCCUUCCCAUGAUCCUCCUUCGGCAGCCGCCGUCACACCGAACGCGGCCCACGCGGCGGCUUCAUGCUCUGGCGAGGGGAAACGGUCCCCUGUCACAUGUCACACGCGAACGGUUCACAUACCUCUCCGAAGGCCAAUCCGACCAAUCAGACCGACUACUGGAAACCCCGCCCUGUGAGGAAGAGCGGGAAAAAGCGGGGGCCAUUUUGAAAAGCUUUUUCUUAUGUAGGUCAGGUCUUGCUUCCUCUGCAGACUGCCGCGCUCCCUAGGUGGAACAAACACCUACUUGGACGAGGACUCGUUAAUAAAUAAAGGCGGGAGACAGAGAGAGAGAGAUUGCGAUCUCGGAGCGAAUAACCAAAUUGAAAAGACUUGCGUGGGUUAAAGAGUUCACCUCUAUCGGAGAAUCUGAGUCAGCCCCAGUGCCAGCGGGUGUGCAGUCUACUUAAAUAAUUGCCAUUUAAACUCCCCUCAGAUGUCGCUAAACUGUCUGUUUUGUUUUUUGUUUUUUUUUUGUCUGCUAGCGGCUCUGAUCUUUCUGGUUGAACCGCGUUCAAGUGCCUUAAGAAUUAAAAAGCAAACGUGGGCUUUUUCUUUUUUCUUUUUUAAAUCGUCGUGGAAAUUUAAUUUAUUUCUUUCAGAACUCAUCUGUAUGACAGCGCUUACAAAAAAAAAAAAAAAAGAAGCAAAAAUAUGUUCAUGGAAGAGUGGCUGGUGACGAAAUCUGCUUCCUUAUAUAUGUAUAUUUUUACCCUGUGGUCUUAAAUUUGAAAAUGCUAUCCAGGAAAGUUAGGCUGCUAAAUUAUGCUGUUCAUACUGAUGCCAUAUUGGUACAGGCAAAACCUUUUUUGCUCAAUUGGCCGACUUUGUUACUAAUUAGAAGGGCAAGCCUUGCAUUUCAUUGUACUGGCAGCGUAGCCAUGAAUGAACUUGCGCAAGGCCUGAAUGUGUUACAUAAAAAAAAAUUUUAAAUGUAAUUAAAAAAAAAAAAAAAACAA